CCACAUGGCUACCGUAUCUUCAACAUUUUAUUCGCAAGCAAAUAUGGUACAACUAAGCUAAUCUUUUUUAUUUUCUAUCAAGGUUUGAUUGCAAGCAACAAACCCUAGGACAAACAGUAGUAUAUUUUUUUUCAUUGAGGUCGCUGGAUCGAGAUACCGUGCGUCUGGCAUGGCAAUCCUUGCAGAGUAUUAUCCUUAUUUCAUGGACGAGCAUCCCAGAAAGCGCCGUAGAAUGACAAGUUCGCGGGACAUCGGUUACUAUGAUGAUAGGGCCCAGCAAUCAGUUUAUUUUAGUCAAGAUGUUGGAAAUGGAUUUGGGAAUGGAAUUGGAAGUGGGCACCAUGGGGCUCCCUCAUAUUACCACCAUAAUUGUUCUUCAUCAUCUUUGUAUUCAAAACGAGUAACUGCCCGCAAUGCUUCCCCUCCAUGGCGUGAAGAUGACAAAGAUGGCCAUUACAUGUUUGCUCUGGGAGAAAAUUUAACGCCUCGCUACAAAAUUGUCAGAAAAAUAGGGGAAGGAACCUUUGGCCAGGUUUUGGAAUGUUGGGACAGAGAAGGAAGGGAAUAUGUUGCUAUAAAAAUUGUUCGUGGCAUAGAAAAGUACCGUGAAGCAGCAAAGGUUGAAAUUAGUGUGCUUCGCGAAGUUGCCAAAUAUGAUCGAAAUGGCACAAGGUGUGUUAAGAUGCGGAACUGGUUUGACUAUCGCAAUCACACCUGCAUUGUUUUUGAGAUGCUUGGGCCCAGUUUAUAUGAUUGUCUGAGAAAAAAUAAUUAUUCUCCAUUUCCCAUUGAUGUUGUUAGGGAGCUUGGCAGACAGCUUUUGGAGUCUGUGGCAUAUAUGCAUAGAUUGAAUCUCAUUCACACUGAUUUAAAGCCAGAAAACAUACUAUUUGUUUCUUCUGAGUAUGAGAAGUUUCCAAACUAUAAGAAUGGUUCAAAAAGGUCAUUUAAUUCUCUAGAUGGAACAAGUUACAUGAAGUUACCAAAGAAAACUGCCAUAAAACUUAUUGAUUUUGGAAGUGCCACUUUUGAAGAUCAGGAUCAUAGCUCUAUAAUAUCUACAAGGCAUUAUAGGGCACCUGAAGUCAUUUUAGGCCUUGGGUGGAGCUAUCCUGCAGAUAUAUGGAGCGUUGGUUGCAUACUUGUAGAGCUAUGCUCGGGAGAAACUCUGUUUCAGACGCAUGAUAAUCUUGAACAUCUUGCCAUGAUGGAAAGGGUACUAGGGCCUAUGCCCCAACAUAUAAUUCGCAGAGCAGAAAUGAGAUCUGCAAAAUAUUUUAGACAUGGAACAAGAUUAAAUUUUCCUCAAGGAGCAUCUUCAAAAGAGAGCAUUAGAGCUGUCAAAAAGUUACCUCGGGUUAGGAAUCUUGUAAUGGAACAUGCUGAUCACUCUGCUGGUUUGCUCAUAGACUUGCUAGAAGGACUUCUUAAAUUUGAUCCAUUACAGCGCCUGAAAGCUGAAGAAGCUCUCAAUCAUCCAUUCUUUGCACAAGAAUAUAGGAGAUUUUGAUUGUCGUUCAACUCACAAUGCAACCACCAUUAACUUGUUAUGUAUCAUAUCCAUCGGGAGUCAUCAAUACAUUGGCUGAGCUGGUUCACUUGUAUUUGUAUAGAACGAUUUUGCAUGAGAAAGGAACCGAGAAAGGGAGUUGGCUUUUAACCAGACUGAUACUUCAGCUUGCAAUUUUUUUAAUUUUUUUUUUAAUCAGGUUGCCAUAGCGCAAUUUGUAGGCUUAACUUGCCAUCUAGUAUAGAACUUCACAAGUUACAUAUUUUUAUAGAUUUUUCAAAUAAAAUAUUUUUUAAAAA
Messenger RNA from Cryptomeria japonica (Japanese cedar), 1809 nucleotides. RefSeq names its product serine/threonine-protein kinase AFC2. Gene Ontology annotation, biological process: protein phosphorylation. The transcript has 12 exons. The coding region runs from base 170 to 1510 and encodes 446 amino acids. Gene Ontology annotation, cellular component: nucleus. Lineage: Eukaryota; Viridiplantae; Streptophyta; Pinopsida; Cupressales; Cupressaceae. Gene Ontology annotation, molecular function: ATP binding; protein kinase activity. The record is from RefSeq and is a predicted model, not a curated record.